Closterium sp. NIES-65 is the source of this 2121-nucleotide messenger RNA. Lineage: Eukaryota; Viridiplantae; Streptophyta; Zygnematophyceae; Desmidiales; Closteriaceae. The record is from the annotation of a GenBank genome assembly.
AUGGGUGUGUCGAUCGAGGCGGUGAAUGACGAGCAGGGGUCGUCGCGCGAGCAGGGGUCGUCGCGCGAGCACCAGGUGAUGGUGCCGCACGCGUCCAUCAAGGACGAGUUGAAGGAGACGUUCGCGCCGGUGAAGCAGCUCAUGGUCAUCGACAACGACCCCUUCAAGGGGUACCGCGGCAAGACGGCGGCGCAGCGCGCGAAGAUGGCGCUGUUCUACGUUUUCCCCAUCCUCGAGUGGGUCUCUAAUUACAAGAUCGCCGACCUCUUCGGCGACGUCGUCGCGGGGCUCACCAUCGCCAGUCUCGCCGUCCCCCAGGAUCUCGGGUACGCGAAGCUCGCCAAGCUGCCGCCCAUCAACGGUCUUUCUGAUGUCGUCUCUGUCGUCGCCAUGAUCCCUCCUUCGCAAGCCCCCCCCUUCCCCCACUCCUUCGACACAUUCUUUCCGCCUCCCCGCUUCUCCUUCCCCUCCACGUCCCCUCCGCGACUCCCCCCCUCCGCCUCCCUUCUCCCUCCUUCAGACAGCAGCUUCGUGCCGCCGCUGAUCUACGCAGUGCUGGGCACGUCGCGGCACAUCGCGAUAGGGCCGGUGGCGGUGGUGUCGCUCCUACUGGGCGACCUGCUCUCCAAGUACUACGACGCGGACGCGCAGCCCGCGCAGUACCUCAACCUCGCCAUCACCGCGACGUUCUUCGCGGGGAUCUACCAGCUCGCGAUGGGCAUCUUCCGCCUGGGCUUCGUCAUCGACUUCAUGAGCCACGCCGUCAUCGUGGGGUUCAUGGCGGGCGCCGCCAUCACGAUCGCGCUGCAGCAGCUGCGCGGGCUGCUGGGGUACACGUCGUUCACGCAGGAGACGGACAUCGUGGCGGUGCUCGAAUACGUCUUCAAGAACACCAACCAGUUCAACUGGCGCGCGUUCCUCAUCGGCAUCACCAUGCUCGCCUUCCUCCUCGUGCUGCGCGUGCUCGCGCAGCACCUCAAGGGCCGGAAGGUGGUGGGAAAGGUGUUUUUCUACCUCAACUGCGUGGGGCCCAUGACGACCGUCAUCGUGUCGACGCUCGCCGUGUGGCUGACGAACGCGCCCGUGCCCAAGGUGGGCAAGAUGCAGAAGGGGCUGGCGGGGCUGGGGUCGCUGGGCAACCUGCAGCUGACGGGGCAGGACGCGGCGGACGGCGCCGUCGUGGGGCUCGUGUCGGGGCUCGUCGCGCUCACGGAAGCGUCGGCGAUCGCGCGGACGUUCGCCGCGUUACAGGGUUACCACGUGGACGGGAACAAGGAGAUGAUCGCGCUGGGCGCGAUGAACGUGGCGGGGUCGUUCACGUCGAGCUACGUCACCACGGGGUCGUUUUCGCGAUCCGCCGUCAACUACAACGCGGGCGGCGCCACCAUGCUCACCAACAUCGUGAUGUCGCUCGUGGUGUUGGUCACGCUGCUGUGGGUGACGCCCGCGUUCCAGUACCUGCCGAACGCGACUCUCGCGGCGAUCAUCAUCAACGCGGUGCUGGGGCUGCUGGACUACGAGGCCAUCUGGAAGAUCUGGAAGGCCGACAAGGUCGACUUCAUCGUGGCGCUCGGCACGUUCCUGGGCAUUCUGUUUGACUCGGUGGAGACGGGGCUGCUGGUGGGCGUGUGCCUGUCGAUGCUCAAGAUCCUCGUGCAGAUCACGCGCCCGCACCUCGCCACGCUGGGGCUGGUGCCGGGCACGGGCGUGUAUCGCAACAUUCAGCAGUACCUGCAGGCGGAGGUGACGGAGGGCGUGUAUGUGCUGCGCGUGGAUGGGCCGCUCUACUUCCCCAACGCCAACUACGUGCGCGAGAAGGUGCUCUCGCUCGCCGACGCGUACAGAGACGACCAUAACGGCGACAGUAUCACGCAUUUCGUGUUGGACUUCACGCCCGUGGCCGACAUAGACACGACGGGCACGCACGCGCUGCAGGAGCUGCAUGGGCUGCUGUCCAAGCAGGGCGUGCAGCUGGGCAUCAGCAACCCCUCGCGCAUGGUGCUGCGCAAACUUGUUGCAUCCGGGUUUCUAGAGGUGCUGGGGGAGGAGUGGCUGUUCCUCUCGGCGCAUGAAGCCGUCAAGUCGUGCAGAACAUUUAGACUAUCUAUUAAGGACGUUUGA